Messenger RNA from Trichophyton rubrum CBS 118892, 540 nucleotides. RefSeq names its product mitochondrial 37S ribosomal protein RSM18. The coding region runs from base 1 to 540 and encodes 179 amino acids. The record is from RefSeq and is a predicted model, not a curated record. The transcript has 3 exons. Gene Ontology annotation, cellular component: mitochondrial small ribosomal subunit; ribosome. Gene Ontology annotation, biological process: mitochondrial translation. Gene Ontology annotation, molecular function: small ribosomal subunit rRNA binding; structural constituent of ribosome. NCBI's taxonomy places the organism in Eukaryota, Fungi, Ascomycota, Eurotiomycetes, Onygenales, Arthrodermataceae.
AUGGCUACCAAAUUGACCACCCGCCGUCCGAUCCUCUGCCAACUGACGGGCUUCACCCCCCUGGUCUCCUGUCGGUCUCAUUCAGGCUUUGGCGGAAUCACCUUGAAUCCAGCGACAGACGCCAGACUCCGUGGUAUCCGACGGAGACAACUUCAGAACCAACAAUUCGAGGCAGAGAGAGCCCGGGAACAGCGAGCCUUCGACCUACAGAAACAGCAGACCAGAACCUGGCAACCCGGCGACGUAUACUCCCCGCGUGAUUUGAGCCCAGCAGAAAUGAAGAAAUGGAAGAAACGGCGCAACCCUACGACUGAUAUUUUCGACGCUCUAUCGCUGAAUCCUCUACACAUGUAUAAGAACAUCGCCGUUAUGUCUGAAUACGUGACCGAGACAGGCCGGAUCAAGUCAGCGAGGGAUACUGGCCUACGACGAAUCAACCAAAGGAAGCUCUCCAAAGCUAUUAGGAGAGCUGUCAGCAUGGGACUGAUGCCUAGCGUUCACCGGCAUCCGGAAAUUCUCAUGCUCGAAAAGAAGCUCUAA